AUGUACAAGACAAGAUUGCAAGAGUUGUGCUACCGCUACCGAUGGAAGUAUCCAGAAUACGUCGAAACCAUGGAUGGUCCUCCACAUUUGCGUCUGUUUCAAGCUCGUGUUAUUGUGAAUGGUCAGUCCUUCGACUCCCAUGACCAAUUUAAAACCAAGAGGGCAGCACAAAAUGAGGCUGCCAGGAUGGCGUUCGAGCAUUUCUCUUCUCCGGAAUUUGCUCCCCCUGAAGAUGCUUUAAUUUCACGCAAAAAGGGUCUUUCAUGGGUGGGAACUGCUAAAAAGCCCAAUCAUGAAUUCAAAGAGAUUGAAUACACGUUCUCUGGUCCCUCGUCGGUGGAUCUUGCAUAUCUUCAAGAGCACGUGCAGCCUGAACUUCCCGCAACUCAUGUGGAGGAAGCUAAAGAAUUUCAAGGAAAUCCUGAUUAUAUGAUCCACACUUCUUUCGACUUCUACAAGUCGGACACUUAUAUCGCGCCUGGGGUUGGAAAUACCAGCUCAUCCAGCACCAGUGAUAUAGUAUACCCAGCCAAUCUCCUUAGGGAAGACAUAACCAUGGUGAAAUCUGUUGGGGAACAUCCUAAUUAUGUUCCUCCGCCGCAAUCCACCACCAAAUCUGAGGAGAAGAAGCCAUUUAUCGCUGUUGACUCAAACUUGUCUUCUGCAUCAGCUGUACGCAAAAGCAUUGAUGCGCUUGAUCCAACUAAAAAUGAAAAAUCUGCUGAAGCACCUAGAAGGAAAUCACUUUCUUCUAAAUCUACUACAAGUCUUGUCACAAAGCCGACAGCCUCACCAAAAUCUGAGACGAGAGCAAGGUCUCCUAACAGUCAAGGAAAAAGUAAAGCAACUGCUUCCGAUUCUUCAAGGUCAUCAACAAGCCGGAAGAAGUUCAACCUGCUGUCAUCACCGUCCUACUGGUUAUCUCACAUUAAGCUUUCCGAAUCAGCUUCAAAGCACUCAAUUUCGCUUGGUUUUUUCAAACUAGCAUUAGAAGCUGAAUGUGAACCAAUUCAGGUGCUAAAGGAUGCUGCCAUAUCCUACGCCAAUCGUCAUGAUCUCGGUGAACCGAUGAAAGAAGUUCUUCGGCUUUACAAUGUCCCUAAAUUCUCUGGAUCAACUGGUGCUGGAAUGAGCAAUCUGAAAAGAAGCAACAAAUGAUCUCUUAGUUUUUAUUUUUAUUUUUUGUUGAAUUCAUGUGUCUUGGCUGUUUGAGCAAUAUUCAAUCGUAGUUGAUUGAAAUA
This is a messenger RNA of Tripterygium wilfordii, 1241 nucleotides long. RefSeq lists its product as uncharacterized. Bases 1 to 1158 code for a protein of 385 amino acids. The record is from RefSeq and is a predicted model, not a curated record. Lineage: Eukaryota; Viridiplantae; Streptophyta; Magnoliopsida; Celastrales; Celastraceae. The transcript has 5 exons.